AAGUUGCAUGUCUCAGUGACAGCUGACGUUACACUUAGUCCAAAUAAUUAGACGUAAGCUACCCCGCUUGACUGAUGCGGAAUCAUUUUAAUUUAUAAUAAAAUACAACAAAAUUGACAGUACAUAAUGUCAGACAAAGACAGCAUCGCCAACAACCCAUUUGCAGCCUUGUUUCCGAGCAUUGUUGAUGCACAGCUGUAUGCAGCUGGCAAAAGUCUGGUACAGAACUACGAUGAAGCAGUGAGCUUAGAAACAUUAGAAACAGAGUCUGCAGAAAAUAUCGAGGAGUUGUCUACUCGUACUCGAAAAGUCAAUCAACUACUUGAGCAUGUCUUUCUCAUAACCCUGGACAAUGAAGAGCCUAUAGACAGCUGUCGUCCUCCCAGAUGUGUGUAUCUUGAACGAAUGGCAGAAACAAUGGAGGGACAGCACUGGCUGGACAUUGCCUCCUUGGAACAUGCGGUGUUUGAGAGGUUGCUGGUGGAGAAGCCCGGGCUAUGUGUGAUCCAGACCGUGCCUGGUAAAGUCCUGCCAACAGAGGCCUCAGAGGCAGGCGAGGCGCAGGUUCUUAGAUAUCUGUACCAGUGCUUCAACAGAUGUCUCAAGUUGAAAUCUCAACAACAGUUUUGUGAUCUGGAGGCUGAUGUGGCGAGGUGCAUGGCUGUGAUUCUGUUGAACAGCAAGACAUGCCUGCAGCAGCCAGAGCUGUACCCUAGCCAGCGUGUUCAUCAACAGUUCAUAGACCUGUACAUGGAGACAUGCCACUACCAGGCUGAGAGUGGGACCCUAGAGGACUUUCUUCUGAAGACUGCUGCAGAAAUCCAUGCAAGUUCUGAGGAUGGUAGCCUGGAGCAGGUGUUCACACCGGUGCUGGAUGUGAUCAGACAGAGGUUCAUGUCAGACUUCACACUCAUGCAUCCUGAAGUGAACAAGUUCAUCAAGUUUACAAUGUUCUUUACAAAAAGUGCACCACUAGCAGAGAUGUUCCUGACGUACAACUCCCCCAAUGACUGGGAAAAGGGAAGUGACUUUGAGCAGACUCUGCUUGGUGCCAUGCUGAGCUUGAGUCCCAUACCAGAGCUUCACAAACCCAAUGACCUGUUUGAAAAUCCAUCCAGUGCCACAAAACAGGACCAUGAUAUUGCAGAAAAGAAUCUGUGGAUGCCCCAGUCCGGUGUGUGUGAAGGGGUAUCUCAGAUUGUCUUCAGCAUCAUCAAACUGUCGUCAGCAUUACGCCACAGAGUUCUGUCCUGGCUGGGAAAAUGUAUCAGUGCCAAUGCUGGAAGAGCCAAGAUCUGGACUACACACGCUCCAAUGUACAGCAACAUUUACACAACAGACGGCUUCAGUUUAAAUCUGUGCUAUGUGCUGCUAAAGUUGUGCGUGCCAUUCUCGGAGCCGUGUUCACCCAAACUGCUCAAGAUCCAGACCAGCUAUGUUCGAGCAAUUGCUGCAGAUGAGGAGCAGGCUCUCAUCAGAGGCAUUCAUGCUAAAGGAUUAAGUAAAGAAACUUGUUUGAUUCCCUUGGAAGAGAAUGUCAAACUUCCAGAAGACGACAACUUCAAUUUCAUCACUGAAUGCUUUUUCCUUUGUCAUCAGGCAAUCAACCAGGGAUUUCAUGCUGUACACGAGAAGUUCAUGAAGAUCAAUCAGGAGUUACACAGGACCCAGCAGGUGUUCCAGUCCCUGCAAGCACAAGGCCUCACCACUGACGAUAGCAGAAUGGCAGGGGUUAAAGUGCAAAUGGAGAAAGGCAUGAAGUGGUAUCUCUGUAUGAAAGCAGCUCUGACAGAACCUCAGUUACUGGAAAUGACAUUAAACUUCCACAUGGCAACCAGCACCUGGCUGGCACAGGUUGCUAGGACAAGUGAUGUCACAGGAUUCGAGCCGGUCAGUUUUCCCCUUCCAGAGGAGGUGCCCACAAUUCUUGGCUAUGUACCAGAGUUCAUCAUGGGCAAUGUGACAGACUUUACACUGUUCCUGCAUAGAUUCAAGGAUGAGAUGUAUGAGACUGGAGGCAGUGGUCUGCAGCAUUUCAUGACCUUGAUCUUGGUGUUUAUGGGCAGUCCAAAGCACAUGAAGAAUCCACACUUGAGGGCCGAGUUAGCAGAAACACUGGCCGCUCUCAUGCCUUUCAACCCUGACAAAGCCAAUGCACAGCAGGGAAUGUUAUCCAAGUAUCACAGAGAGCAGGUUUUCCAGAAGCAUCCCCUGAUCUCCCACCUUGCUGAGAAGCUCAUCCACGUGUUUGUGAGCAUAGAGAUGACUGGCCAGAGCGUGCGGUUUGAGCAGAAGUUCAACUACAGGCGGCCCAUGUACCAGGUGAUGCACUAUAUCUGGGAGAAACAGGUGCAUAAGGAGGCGGUCAAGAGACUUGCGGUGUAUGCUGAACAGCACAUUGAAGACACUGAUGCCCCAUUGUUCCUGCGGUUCAUCAAUCUGCUGAUAAAUGACGCUAUAUAUCUACUUGAUGAGGCUCUUGAUUUCAUGAAGCAGAUCAAGGAGAAGCAGCAAUUGAUGGAUGGCCCCGACUGGUCAGGCUUGCCCCAACAGCGCCGUCAAGAGACAGAGUCCAGCAUGCACCAGCUGCGCAUGAUGGCCCGCUACCACAACAUGAUGGGAAAUCUCACCAUUCUCACCCUAGAAAUGCUCACCAAGGACAUUUGCUCUAUAUUCUGUCAUAGGGUCAUGGUGGAACGCAUUGCAUCCAUGUUGAAUUACUUCCUCCUACACUUGGUGGGGCCCAAACAGCGUGACCUGAAAGUUAAAGACGUGAAUGACUUUGAGUUCAAGCCUCGGCAGCUGGUGUCCGAUAUCACCAAAAUCUACAUGAACCUGAGUGACAAUGAUGCGUUCUGCAGAGCAGUGUCUGGUGAUGGCCGCUCCUACUCCAAAGAACUCUUCCCAAAGGCAGUCCAUGUUCUACAGAAGAUUGGCACAUCGCCAAUAUUUAUCAGUAACUUUGCGGCGCUGCAUACAAAGAUUUGUGCGGUAGGUCUGGCCCAGCAGGAGGAGGAGGAGCUGCUGGCUGAUGCUCCAGAGGAAUUCCUUGACCCGAUCAUGGGAACCCUCAUGAGGGAUCCUGUCAAACUGCCAACGUCUGGCAAUAUCGUGGAUCGCUCAAUCAUUUCCAGGCAUAUACUCAGUGACCAGAUCGACCCGUUCAACCGACAGCCUUUAACUCUGGACAUGGUGGUACCCAUGACUGAACUGAAGGAAAAAAUAGAUACUUGGAUCCUAGAUCAAAAGAACAAGAAGCACUCGGACAGCUGAUUGUUUAUAUUGGAAAGUUGGGGUAUAUGUCCAUCAUGUGGGGAUUAAAGUAACUUUGAUUUUGGGGUUAUUUGUUGAGUCACUUAACUUGGGAAGAUUUUUAAUAGCUCACCUGAGCAAGAAGUAUGCACUUGUGUAUUGUUGAAUAACAUUCUAAAGCAUGUACAUAAUGUGUAGAACUUCAAGUACUUUUGUAGUAGAAACAGACAAUUCAUUGUCAGCCAGCCAGAUACAUGUACAUUAGUUUCUAAUGAGAUUUUGCAUGAUUUUGCAUGACAAUAUAGGAGUUUGGUACAAUUGGUGUGUACUUUCUUACUGUACAGUGAUGUUCACAGCAUUUCGCUAUUGCAUAUGUAUAGAUCAUGGUGUCCAUAUUUUGCUAGUAUGAAUGCUUUGUCAGGAAUUGCGUUGUUAUGUAUUGUUAUGGAAAGUGUCUACAGAAGUCAAAUACAAUUUUGUGCAAAACA
Molecule: messenger RNA, 3740 nt
Organism: Dreissena polymorpha
Lineage: Eukaryota; Metazoa; Mollusca; Bivalvia; Myida; Dreissenidae
Product: ubiquitin conjugation factor E4 A-like
Exons: 20
Coding region: 127-3273 (1048 amino acids)
Biological process (GO): protein polyubiquitination
Cellular component (GO): nucleus; ubiquitin ligase complex; cytoplasm
Molecular function (GO): ubiquitin-ubiquitin ligase activity
Source: RefSeq, a predicted model, not a curated record